Molecule: messenger RNA, 1298 nt
Organism: Anguilla rostrata (American eel)
Lineage: Eukaryota; Metazoa; Chordata; Actinopteri; Anguilliformes; Anguillidae
Gene: msantd1
Product: Myb/SANT-like DNA-binding domain containing 1
Exons: 3
Coding region: 313-1149 (278 amino acids)
Biological process (GO): positive regulation of DNA-templated transcription
Cellular component (GO): nuclear body
Source: RefSeq, a predicted model, not a curated record
GUGGUUGCCAAGGCAACUUGACAUCACAGUGACGAACUUCCCCACUUAAAAGCUUUUAACCGGAUCCCUUUCCAGCCCUAGGCCCCAUUUCCAGGCCUCUUAACUGCGCUGCGAGUGCAAGGCUGCGCUGCUGCCACGGCUGCUGUUUCUCCCCCACACACAGCCGGCCGUGGAACCCACAGGCCUCCGACCAGACAGGGCCUUUCAGAAAAAAAGGGUUUUCCCUCAUUUUCUUUCCCUUUCUGACCCUGCUUUUCACAAGAUACUCAGAUUUUGUGUGUUUUUAAAAAUAAAUAAAAAAAGAUAUAAAACAUGGCUGCGGACGAAUGCUACAGCUACAUUGUUCCGGGCCAGAGCGAGAAGCACAGGAGAGCCAGGAACUGGACGGACUCGGAGAUGAAGGGGCUGGUCUACGUGUGGGAGGAGUACGUCACCGAGCUCCGGAAGGCCAAGAGGAACGCCAAAAUUUACGAAAAGAUGGCCAAGAGGUUCUACGAGCUCACUGGCGAACAUCGCCACAGGGAAGAGAUAAAGAUGAAAAUUACCAACAUGACUUUCCAGUACAGGCAAGUGAAGAUGAAGUGCAUGAGCAACGGAGGGUCUUCCCUGCCGGAGUGGCCCUUCUUCAAGGCCAUCGAUAAAAUCCUGUCCAAGGUCCCGGACCCCGGCAGGCAGCACGCCUUCGACUUCCAGCAGUCGGGCCCCUCCACGUCCCACACGGAGGCCUCCCCCUCGCUCCCCGCCACCUCCCCCACGGGCCUCCUGCCCGAGUACACGGGCUCCUCCGACGAGCGGGAGCGGCAGGAGGAGGCGGAGGGUUCGGAGACCUCGGGCAGCCUGCAGUCCCAGGAGUCCAGGUCGCAGCCGGUGGCGGUGAAGAGGAAGAGGGUGCUGCGGUCGAGCCUGAAGAAGAAGAAGCUGAAGGUGAUGGAGGCCAUGCUGCAGGAGCAGCGGAAGGUGAGCCGGGCGGUGGAGGAGACCUGCCGGGAGGUGCGGCGGGUCAUGCACCAGCAGAACUUCCUGCAGGUGCAGAGCCUGCAGCUGCAGGAGCGCAUGAUGAACCUGCUGGAGAAGAUGAUCUCCCCGCCCGUCCAGCCCGCCGCCUGGCCGGCCGCCGGGAUCAAGGAGCCGGGCCACGGACAGGGAUGAGAGGGCCGUCACCGCCCAGGCCUGGAGCCCCGGGCAAAACAAAGGAACUGCCAAGAACUCUGCCGUGUGUCCAGUGAUAUAUAUCUUUUUUUUUUAUUGUUUUUUUUUUUUUUAAAUGUAGCCGAAAAUAUACCAAACGCAUUCGUUCA